AUGCCCCCGUUGAAAUAUGAGGCUGGAAAAAGAGCUAUGUGCUUGACGUGUGCUCUAGCAGAAGAAGCAGCACAAGAUGAUGUAGGGCUGGCCCCUGAGAAAGCUGCAUUUUUCCCUUCCAUCUCAUUCCUUGGUACUCAGAAUGAUAUGAUUGUAAGCCUGGAGAAUGGAGACCUUCUCAAAUGUAACAUACAGAAUGCCUUGAAACCUGCAAAUGUUGAUGAAGAGGAUAGUCCAACAGACGUGCCAAGAAUAUAUAAACCUUCUCUCAUUAUAGAGGAGGAGGCAGCAAAUAUAAACACCAUUGGUAAAAACGUGGAGGCGGAGCUUCUACGAGGACACAAGAAGAACAUUAUAUAUAUAGGAUUUGUACAGUACCUCAAUGCAUUAAUUACAGUGGACCAGAAAGGAUUUAUUAACAAAUGGAAAUACACCAGCAAAUACAAAUCCUCGUUUGGCUGGUUUACUCCUUCAAGAAAAUAUAAGAUAGAAACAUCCAAAAUCAUGUACAAAGUUUCUGGAAAUGAUAAACCAAAGGUUGUGUUCACAGAUCAGACUGCAGAAGGCAAGAAGCCGAGAACCAGACAGGAGAUAGCUGCUCAAAGAAGAAGAGUUCAGAACACACUAGACAACAUGCAGCUUGGAGAUCCCUGGCAUGAAGAAUAUAUAGAUGAAGAUGAAGUCAAUCUACAAAUAUUUGCCCCCAGAGGGGUUAUAGCAGAGACAGGAGCUAUGUUUCAUCUGGUAUAUAAGCAUGAAGAAACAGAUCAGUUGUCAACUUAUAUCACAAGAUUAUACAAACCUGUCAAAGUGAGAUGCACAAGAAUUGUAUGUAUUGCAGGGUCUCCAACAAGCACAGAACUAAUUGUAAUGUUAUUGUUUGGACCUUACCCUCCUAAAGGACCACACAUCACAAUUUUCAUCAUUGACCUUGUCAAGAUGGAGUUACAAGAUUUCCGUAAAGAUAUUGAACUUGCCAUGUCUGAAUAUACUUUGAUGACUACCAAAACUAUCAUAUCCCUCGAUAUUACAAGAACUUUUGGACCAACAGGUUCAGAGUACAUGUUCAUCAUUUUCAACGGGAUUCUUCGUUGCUUAUCCUUAACAACUGGACAACCUGUUGUAAAAGUAGGUCAAAAGAAAGUCUACUUUGUACAGGAUGAUGAUGAUGAUGAAGAAGAUGAUGAUGAUGAGGAUAAAGACGAUGUGUUCAAAGGUUGUAUAGUGGAUGAGAAUCUACUCCAAGCUCCUCCUGACUCGGAGUGUACUGUCGUCUGCUUUGAAGGAAGAAUCCAUUGUGUGGUAUUCGCUAGGAAAUUGGGCAAGAUGUUCAUUGUAUCAUUUCAAGAUAAGAAUGUGUAUGAAGACCGGCGAGCCAUGUGGAAGACUUAUACAACUUUACCUGGUCACAAACUGGUACCAGCUGAACUGCGCAUUAAUACGCACAACUGGAAACUCGAUGAUGUUCAACAUCCAGCAGUGAAUGCUCGAAAGAUACUGCUCAGAAAGAUAGAUGCAGAAAUGAGGAAGGCGGGGCUUAUCAGGGAUCAUCCAAAGAUCAUACGUAGAAUAGCUCUCUCUGACAAAGUAGAAAAUUACAAAAGUGUUGAUAAAGCCGUGACAGAAAGUAAUUUACUCGAGAAGGAAGGAAUUAUGCAGAAGAGAGCAGCAAGUAGGUUGUCAAUGGCAACUCCGGAGCCGACAGACGAUGAUAAAUUCUAAUUUCAUUGAUAUACCCCCAAUAAAUUUUUCUGAGAAAUAGUGAGAUAGGGGAAAGAUGAUGUCUGAUUUUUGAGAUACCUAAUGAACUUUUGAAUUGGAAGUUUAAAGUAGUUCUUGAAUAAGCAAAGUAUUUUGAAGUCGAAAUGCAGCACUGUAUGAACAGGUGUGAAACCUUUAACAGAAUGGACAUUAUAAAUCUGACAUUACAAACGUGUUUGACAGUCCUCAGCAGCAACAGCUUGCAAGCACAAGUGUUAAUGUUACAUGGCAAAUAAUUUAUUGAAAUUCUGUGAGGAUUUGCAAAUUGGGCCAAUUAUUUAAUAUAAACAAAAUAACCCAAAGUACAGCAUAUUAUUUUUCUUGAUGCAGAAAUACUCGGGGAUUUUAUGAAUCAUUAAUAGUGAUACUAAAUCUAAUACUAAGGUAGAGGGUGAUAAAUUAUGACACAGGUAUACUUCAAAAACUUUCUAAUACUUUAAUUUUCAUUUCUAAUAUCACUUGAUUUGUUUGUCAGUUUAACAAACAAGGAUGUCACAACAUUGUAUAUUGAACAAUGGUUGAUGUGGGUACCUGUGAGAGAACAUUAUGAUGUCAAUUGCCACAUGAUGUCCAGUUUUACUCAGAUGAAGUUCAGCAUAUUUUUUAUCGUUAUAUUCAGUGGGCAUGGAAGGACGAAAAUAAACAAGGCCUUCCUGUGGUUUAUUGUCAAAUUUACCAAGGUUCAUUGUUCAUUCAGUUUGGAUAUUUAGCCAUUAGAGUUACUGGCCUGGUUGUUAAAUUCAGUCUUAAAAUGUAAAAAAUCCUCAUCAAAUGAAUUUAACUUUACUUAAGAUAUAAACUGAUUGUUUGUAAAGCUACAUUCACAAUUAGAUAUAAGGUAUAAUAGUCUUUUUGUUAAAACAAACUUCCAGUUUUAUUAGUGGUAGAACACAUUUAUACUGUUCUUUGCUAUACAUGUAGUAGGUUCGUACUAUUUUAGAAGUAAAACACAGUACUGUUUAUACACACAAGCAUGACAUUUUUACAUUGAUAGUAUGGAGUAAUUGUUCAUAUUUUCAAAAAUGGAAUUGAGUCAUGUCAGGUCGUAAGUAAAGCAUUCAAUGUCUCUGGUACCUUAGUCUUCCAAAGAAAAAUCAUAAAUGAUUACAAUCAUUCUUCCCCAAACUAUAAGGUGCUGCACAGAGAAAAUAUUUAUAGUCGUCAAUCAUUCAUCUGUAUAUAAAACAUUACAA
Molecule: messenger RNA, 2954 nt
Organism: Mercenaria mercenaria
Lineage: Eukaryota; Metazoa; Mollusca; Bivalvia; Venerida; Veneridae
Exons: 15
Coding region: 1-1722 (573 amino acids)
Source: RefSeq, a predicted model, not a curated record